GUGGUUAUUGGGCUUCCGUAGGGUUGCAUGGGUGCCAUAGUGACGAACACAGCAACAGACGCCUUUUCGAGGCAAAAACAUCCGCUUUAUAUGCUAAUCAUUACUGUUAUUUUUACAUGAUUUACAACUAAAACGGUGACAGUUGUGUGUUUACUGGAUUAAAGGACAGCAAUCAUGUCUUUUAGAGAUCUGAGAAAUUUUACAGAGAUGAUGCGAGCGCUUGGCUACCCUCGACUCAUUUCCAUGGAAAACUUCAGAUCUCCAAACUUCCCUUUAGUAGCUGAGAUUCUCAUCUGGCUUGUCAAGAGAUAUGAGCCUCAGAUGGAAAUUCCCAGUGAUGUUGAUACGGAGUCAGACAGAGUGUUUUUCAUCAAAGCUGUGGCUCAAUUCAUGGCCACUAAAGCUCACGUAAAGCUGAAUCUGAAGCGUCUCUAUCAGGCGGAUGGCUACGCUGUGAAAGAGAUGCUAAAAAUCACCAGCAUCCUCUAUAAUGCUAUGAAAACCAAGGAGAACGCAGGAGGAGAUCAGAACAAUGAUGAAAACAGCAAGUUCAAGUUUGAUCUGGGCUCAAAGAUUGCUGAUUUAAAGCUGGCUCGUCAGCUAGGCUCGGAGAUAACAGCAAAGGGUGCAGCUCUGUUUGACCUGCUAGGGCAAGAAGAGGACCUGAGAGAGAGCAGGACAGCUGCAAUUGCGCGACCACUAGAGAUCACAGAAACAGAGAGAGCCAUUAGAGCGGCGGUCAAAGAUGUUACGGAGAGCAUACAAAUGACAAAAGAUCUGCUCAACAACGUGUCAUCAGAUGAGGCCAGUCUGGAGGCUAAAAUCGAGAAGAAGAAACAAGACCUGGAGAGAAACCAGAAACGUUUGCAAACCUUACAGAGCGUGCGUCCAGCGUUUAUGGAUGAAUAUGAGAAGAUCGAGGAGGACUUGGAGAAACAGUACCAGACGUAUGUGGAGAAAUAUCGUAACCUGAGCUUCCUGGAGCAGCAGCUGGAUGACUAUCACAGAGUAGAGCAGGAGCGAUUCGAGGAAGCAGAAAUGGCAAUGAAAAUGAGACAGAACAAAUUAAAAGAGGAGGAGAAGAGGCUUAUGAGGAGCGGAGUAGCCAGAGAUGAAGAUUCGGACGUGGACAUACCAGAGGAUGAAGGCUCUGACAGUGACAUAGAUGACGGACAGCAGGCCAGACCGCACCACCCUCGACACACACAAAUAUCAGGUCGAGGUGGCGCUCGAUUCAUCGGCAGUAUGAGAGGAGGAGACAGCGAAGAGCCCAAAGUAAAGGAAAGAGCUGGCCUAUCCGGCAGUGGCCGGAAACAAAAGAAAAAAAAGGUGACAGAGGACAGUGAGAUUGACGUAGAUGACGACGACGAGGAUGAUGAUGAAGACGGUGAGGAAGAUGAAGAGGAAAAUGAAGAUCUGGAUGAAGAUAAUGACAGUCUGGAGGGAUCAUCUGGCAAACCCGGACGCACAAACCAAUCCCUGCACCCACAAAUCCUUGAGGAGAGCGAUAACGAUUUUUAACAUCGUCAAAAACUCAAUACAUAAUGACUUAAAAUAUGCUGUAUUGAUUUAAAUAUUCAUGAUUCUUAUGUAAAUUGCUGCAUUGAAGUUAAAUGUAUGUAAAUACACAUCUACAUCUCAUUUGUAUUCCUGUUAAAUCUUAAAUCUCGUUAAUUUGUGAGUUUGAGAGGGUUUUUGUUUGACUAAAAAUGCUUUAUUAAGGCUGUCAGUAAUGUUAUAUAAAAUAUAUUACAUUUUAUUUUAAUACAUAAACGUAAUGAUAUGUCACAAAUAUAUACACCAAUAAGGCUGUGAAUAAACAUGUUUCCUAAUG
Danio rerio (zebrafish) is the source of this 1834-nucleotide messenger RNA. Lineage: Eukaryota; Metazoa; Chordata; Actinopteri; Cypriniformes; Danionidae. The record is from RefSeq and is a predicted model, not a curated record.